AUGGAGAAAAAGGAAGAUAAUGUCAUGCGGGAGAUUAAGGUCAACAAAUUGGUCCUGAACAUUUGCGUGGGAGAGUCAGGAGACAGGCUCACGAGAGCCGCCAGAGUGCUGGAACAACUGACAGAGCAGAAACCCAUUUUCGGAAAAUGCCGAUUCACCAUCAGAUCCUUUGGUGUCAGGAGAAACGAAAAGAUCUCCUGCUUUGUAACGGUUAGAGGAAAGAAGGCGUUGGAGAUCCUGGAGAAGGGACUCAAGGUCAAGGAGUAUGAAUUGAGGAGAAAGAACUUUUCUGAGACAGGCAACUUCGGCUUUGGCAUUCAGGAGCAUAUCGACUUAGGGAUAAAGUAUGAUCCGUCCACUGGUAUUUAUGGCAUGGACUUCUACGUCCACCUGUCGAGACCAGGUUACAGAGUCACCAGGAGAAGGAGAAAGAGAUCUACCAUCUCCAAGACGCACAAGGUGACGAAAGACGAGGCGAUGAAAUGGUUCCAGACGAAAUUCGACGGCAUUCUGCUCAAGUGA
Plasmodium inui San Antonio 1 is the source of this 522-nucleotide messenger RNA. Its product is annotated as 60S ribosomal protein L11. NCBI's taxonomy places the organism in Eukaryota, Apicomplexa, Aconoidasida, Haemosporida, Plasmodiidae. Gene Ontology annotation, biological process: translation. Gene Ontology annotation, molecular function: RNA binding; structural constituent of ribosome. Bases 1 to 522 code for a protein of 173 amino acids. Gene Ontology annotation, cellular component: cytosolic large ribosomal subunit; ribosome. The transcript has 2 exons. The record is from RefSeq and is a predicted model, not a curated record.